CUCUCGUAAAUCAGGAUCGGGUCUAGAGUUCAACGACCUUCUGGAAAUAUUGAAAUCUUUCGAGAAUUUUCCAUUGUCAAAUCUUCUACAUAGGGGUAGUCCCGCAAUACACCAUAAGAUGUCGGUUUUGUCAGCCAAUGCCAGUAGGUGUCAGAAUAUUGAGAAUAAAAUUGCGGUAUCUACAUUUUUAGGAUUUAAAACAAGAAAUCAUUCAAGCUAGACAUCAAAUUUCAAUGAUCGAUGUUUGUGGUGUUACUGAAAAAAAUAAGAUCAAAACUCACAUUGAUAAUUUGAAUACGCACAGGGAAAAAUUUGACGAGCUCUUUGCAAAAGAUCGAAAAGAUAAAGAAGCGAAGGUAGAAGAAUUGGUAAAACAAAAGGAACGAGAUAUUGCUUUAGAAAAUGAACAACAGGCCGAGGAAAUCGCCGCUGUGGAAGCAGAGUGCGAGGCUAUAGAACAGGAGUGUGCUGUACUGCAGAAAAGAAAUAACGCUAUAAUGUUAAAACUAAGGCGUAAGUUAUUGGAUUCUGAGAAUAUUCGACGCAAGUUGUUGAAACAGCGCGAAAGUACUCCGGCGAAGGAAAACAAUAUUUAGUCAAAUUAAAUAAAUAACUAAUAUUGUAGUUAUAAUUGAACUAUUACCUACUAAUGAAUUAUAAUAAAUACAUGUCGUGAUAGUUUCUUAUAA
Manduca sexta (tobacco hornworm) is the source of this 689-nucleotide messenger RNA. RefSeq lists its product as uncharacterized. The record is from RefSeq and is a predicted model, not a curated record. The transcript is spliced from 3 exons. The coding region runs from base 234 to 596 and encodes 120 amino acids. Lineage: Eukaryota; Metazoa; Arthropoda; Insecta; Lepidoptera; Sphingidae.